Messenger RNA from Racocetra fulgida, 400 nucleotides. Lineage: Eukaryota; Fungi; Glomeromycota; Glomeromycetes; Diversisporales; Gigasporaceae. The record is from the annotation of a GenBank genome assembly.
AUGUCUCUUUACAGAACAGAUGACAACUGGCAAUAUCAACAAGAUUGCUCAUGCGACCGUUGUUUGGAAUUUACCAAUAAUUCACCACCACAAAUUCUUUAUCAAUGUGAACAGUUUAUGUUUAAUUCCUCUGAAACGCCUCAAACUCAAGCUGUUAGCCAUAAUAAUCUUGACAUAGUUCCCCAUAUUAACCAGCCCCAGCAUCAAUUGAGUUAUCUCAAUAACCAACAAAGUCAUCAACAAAGUCAUCCGGUCAACAUGCCACAUACUCAACCUGUUAUUAGCCAGCAACAGUUAAUUUAUUUGGCCAACAUGACACAUACUCAACCUUCUCAUAUUAUUAAUGGUCCUAUUACUAAUCAGGUUCAAUAUCAACAACCAUCUUCUCAACCUCCACCGA